AUGGGUGAUAUGGAGCGUGAUCAUGGCAUUAAGCUCAACUACAAUACAGCUUUGAGGUCUCAAAACGCCGCAUACGACUUCAUUUAUGGAGAUCACAAGAAGUCCUGGGAACUUUUGUCGGCGUAUUUUCAUAUGUCGAUGAAGGAAAAUCCUGGAACAUCGGCAUACAUUGAGACCGAUAAAGAUGACGUGUUUGAGUAUGAUUUCAUUUCUUUUCAUGCGUCUGCAGGCUUCCUCAGUUAUUGUCGGCCCGUUAUUGUGAUUGACGGUACGCAUUUGAAGGGUAAGUAUAAAGGCAUCCUAUUUGUAGCAACUACAAAGGACGGAAAUGAACAAAUUUUUCCUUUGGCAUUUGGUAUCGGCGAUAAAGAAUGUCAUAGUGCGUGGAUGUGGUUUCUCAAAAAGCUUCGAUCCACUUUUGGAUGUCCGGAAAAUUUAGUGAUUGUUUCUGAUCGCCACCAGGGCAUAAAGUCUGCUAUGGAGGUUGUGUACCCUGAAGCCGUACAUGCCAUAUGUUCCUACCACCUUCGACAAAAUAUUCGAAGUCAGGGGUGUAAAGUUGUUGGUUUAUAUAUGAAAGCUUCAUACACUUAUUCUCCCAUUGUGUACGAAAAGUCAAUGGCUAUGCUUGCGGCAAAAUAUCCUAACACAAAAAAAGUUUUGAUUGAUGAAGCUAUUCCAACUAGAUGGGCACGAAGUCAAUGUCCUGUGAGAUGA
Molecule: messenger RNA, 717 nt
Organism: Striga hermonthica
Lineage: Eukaryota; Viridiplantae; Streptophyta; Magnoliopsida; Lamiales; Orobanchaceae
Source: the annotation of a GenBank genome assembly